Molecule: messenger RNA, 1691 nt
Organism: Sinocyclocheilus grahami
Lineage: Eukaryota; Metazoa; Chordata; Actinopteri; Cypriniformes; Cyprinidae
Product: WD repeat-containing protein 26-like
Exons: 13
Coding region: 1-1686 (561 amino acids)
Biological process (GO): proteasome-mediated ubiquitin-dependent protein catabolic process; intracellular signal transduction; cyclic nucleotide biosynthetic process
Cellular component (GO): GID complex
Molecular function (GO): protein binding; phosphorus-oxygen lyase activity
Source: RefSeq, a predicted model, not a curated record
AUGAGAUCAUCUCUGACUUUGACAUUUCUGGAUCGCACAGAGUUUCGCCACAUUACGAAAAUCAAGACCAUUGGCAGCACAUACAUGGCUGCGUCAGGCGUGACGCCGGAGAGCAACACUAACAGAUACGCCGACCGCAAGACAGAGGAUCAGUCCAUCUUGGAGCACUGGCAACACUUUGCUGAUUUGGCAGACUUUGUACUGGCUAUGAAAGUCACACUUGGAAACCUAAACAAACAGUCAUUCAAUAACUUCACGCUGCGCAUAGGUCUGAAUAAGGGGGGUGUGAUAGCUGGAGUGAUUGGCGCUCGCAAACCUCAUUUUGAUAUUUGGGGAAACACUGUAAAUGUGGGCAAUCGUAUGGAGUCCACUGGGUUUAUGGGUAACAUACAGGUGGUGGAGAACUGCUAUAACAUCCUGAAGGAGUAUGGCUUCCAUUUCGUCAGGACCCAUCUAUGUAAAUGGAAAAGGAGAACUGCUCACUUUCUUCAUGAAGGUCAGACGGUGGAUUUGUUAAUGCAGGAAUCUGGCUGUAGACUGGAGCAUCCAUCAGCCACAAAAUUCCGGAACCACGUCAUGGAAGGCGAAUGGGACAAGGCUGAAAAUGACCUCAACGAGCUGAAAGCAUUGAUGCAUUCACCCAGCGCUAUUGUGCGGAUGAAGUUUCUGCUAUUACAGCAGAAGUAUCUGGAGUAUUUGGAGGACGGAAAAGUUCUGGAAGCUCUUCAGGUGUUGAGAGGAGAGUUGACUCCGCUCAAAUACAACACAGAUCGAAUCCACGUGCUCAGCGGGUAUCUGAUGUGCAGUCACCCUGAGGAUCUGAAGGCAAAGGCUGAAUGGGAGGGAAAAGGCGCUGGGUCACGAUGUAGAUUACUGGACAAACUCCAGACGUACCUGGCCCCCUCUGUAAUGUUGCCCCCUCGACGGCUGCAGACGCUGCUCAGACAGGCCGUGGAGAUGCAGAGAGAUCGCUGCCUUUAUCACAACACCAAACUGGACUCCAGUCUGGACUCCGUGUCCUUACUGCUGGAUCACGUCUGCAGCAGGAAACAGUUUCCCUGUUACACGCAGCAGAUCCUCACAGAGCACUGCAAUGAAGUCUGGUUCUGCAAGUUCUCCAACGACGGCACUAAACUCGCCACCGGCUCGAAAGACACAACUGUGAUUAUCUGGCAGGUGGAGCCGGAUUCGCAUCAAUUGAAGCUCAUACGAACUCUGGAGGGUCACGCAUACGGUGUGUCGUAUCUUGCCUGGAGUCCUGAUGAUGUUUACCUGAUCGCCUGCGGUCCAGAUGAUUGCUCUGAGCUCUGGCUAUGGAAUGUUCAGUUAUCCAUUGCACGCUUACAGAUAGUACAAAAUGAUGCUGCAAGGCUGUUGACCAGGGCUAAGAAAACUAAUCAUAUUACACCAAUUUUGGCCUCUUUAAAUUGGCUCCCUGUCCAUUUUAGAAUUCAAUUUAAAAUUUUGCUGUUUGUUUUUAAAGCUCUUAAUGGUCAAGCCCCAUCUUAUCUCACAGAUCUUCUUACUCCUCUUUCAUCCUCCAGAUCUUUAAGAUCUUCUGACAGGGCUUUUUUUAGUUGUCCCUCGUUCACGUUUAAAAACAGGAUGAUAGGGCCUUUUCAGUUGCCGCCCCCCGUCUUUGGAAUCAACUGCCACUGGACAUCCGCCUUGCACCUUCUAUUGUAACCUGU